Molecule: messenger RNA, 5421 nt
Organism: Caenorhabditis auriculariae
Lineage: Eukaryota; Metazoa; Nematoda; Chromadorea; Rhabditida; Rhabditidae
Source: the annotation of a GenBank genome assembly
AUGACCCAACGACAGAGGUGCACACUGGGAAGGACAGUUGUCGGCCAGAAACAUUGGCGUGGAGCCCAUCAAAAAAGUUCUCUCCGCCUGGUUGCCACUUGAUUCGAUUUAUCUUCACGUCCAGACAGCUUAACACUAUCAAAAGAACCCGAAAAUCUCUUGAAUAAUAAAAAAAAACGUUGGAAUCGCUGUCAUUUCACCCCAAUCGACUCGCUUCAACUAACCCUCCUUCACUUACUUUACAGUGAGAUUCUCAAUAAGAUCGACUAAUUUUGAGUUAUUCUCGACGUUUCCAGUCCAAAUUUACAUUUUUUAAAUUUGAAAAAGUUGUAUUUUUGUGAUUAUACCCAUGAAAGGGAAGGAAAAUGUCGGUUCUAUUCAAAAACGGGAUGAUUACUCAUUCGGAAAAACUUUCUCGCUCUUUUCAAAUUUCUUAUUGUAUUAUUGUUACUAUUUCUUUGAGAUUUAUUUAUUUUUGAGCAAUUUUUUUAUAAAAUAAUACAUAAAAAUAUUGUUGAUUCCAUUGAAGGUUCUCUAUAUUUUUUUCGGGUUAUAACCAUGUAAAUCCCCCCGCCCCCCUAAAAAACUUUCGCUUUUUUUCUGACUUCUUAUUGUAUUCUUGUUACUAUUUCUUUAAGAUUUAUUUAUUUUUCAGCAAUUUUUUUAUAAAAAUAUUAUUGGUUCCAUUGAAGGUUCUCUAUAUUUUUUUGGGUUAGGAGCAUGAAAAUCCUUCCCCCCAAAAAAAUUCAUCAAAAUCCAUUGGAAAGACCCGUGGCAAUGAAAGUUCAAUUGUGUAGUUGGCAUGAAAUCCUGAAUUUCUAAAGUCGUUAAAAUACCCCUUUUUUGAUUUCCUCGUGGAGAAAUGUGUUUCUUGGAGAACUGGAAAUUUUCAAAUAUUGAAAAUAUUGGCCCUUUGGUUAAUUCAUACCGAUCAUAAGCUUCAUUUCUAUGCGACUUUGAGAAAAUAUCCUAAUUAAAGAAUCAUGUUGCUGAUCAAAAACGGAACGGUCGUCAACGAGGACGGCAUCUUCAAGUCCGACGUUCUCGUCCAUGAGGGAAUCAUUGUGUAUGUUGAACACACUUAUAAAAUUCCAGGACUUUUGUUUUUAGUAAGGUGUUGCCGAAUAUUACGCCAACGGCAGAUAUGGAAAUUGUCGACGCUACCGACAAAAUGGUGAUUCCGGGAGGAAUCGAUCCACACACCCACAUGCAGUUGCCCUUCAUGGGAGAGGUAUAGUUUAUUUUUCCACGGUUAUAGUCAAUCCUCUCGACUUGAAAGGUGAAGUUAACUGAAAAGGGUGAAGCGUUGCGCACGGCGUUCCCAAACGGGGUGGGGAAACGUCAAAAAAAUUUUAGCGCGAAAUUUCAAAUCUCAAGUACGCAGCCAAAUGUAUUCUUCAUGCCGUUGAAUACUCAGUUUAACCUGCUGUGACGUCACAGUCCUUCUAUCCGAAGCGCGCAUUUACUUUUUUUGUAAAUUCAGAAACUUUGACGCCUCGCCCACCUUCCCUCACCCCAUUAGAAAUGCCGUGUUGCGGUUGCGACGCGGCUUUUAGCGGGAAACGAAAUUUCAAAUCCAAGCCUCCUUCUCUUGUUCAUUGAUUAGUGUGUGUAGUAGAUAAAAUUUCGUUUAUCGAAGUUUCAUUUUCCCGCCAUAGGCCGCAUCGCGACCGCAACUCUUCACUACGGUAAACAUGCGGACAUCGCCUUUCAAGCCAGGAAAGUUGGGCUAUUCAAGUUCAUAAGCCUUGGAAAACAAUUUUCCAGAUCGCCAAAGACGACUUCCACCGAGGUACGGAAGCCGCCAUUGCUGGAGGGACCACCAUGGUUUGACAAUAUCUCUUCUUUCUCAAAAAAUUCUCAUCAGAUCAUCGACUUUGUCAUUCCAAACAAGGGAGAAUCGCUACUGGUCGCCUACGAGAGAUGGCGAGGCUGGGCCGACCCGAAAGUCUGCUGUGACUAUGGACUUUCUAUGGCCAUCACUUCCUGGAACGAGGAAGUCUCCAAGGAGAUGGAGAUUGUCACUAGACCCGAAUAUGGUAUCCAUCUCUAAAAAGUCACUUCAACUUUUUCAAGGAAUCAACUCGUUCAAGUUCUUCCUCGCCUACGCCGGCAUGUUCAUGGUCCGUGACGAAGAGUUCUACCAAGGUUCUGCCUCACUUAUGAACUAUUCCUAAGUUAAAAUCUUCAGGAAUGGUCAGAUGCUCGGCGCUCAAAGCCCUAGCCAGAGUACAUGCAGAAAACGGGGCCGUUAUCCAAGAAAAAAGCAAGGAACUCUUGGAGAUGGGCGUGACUGGACCCGAAGGUCAUACUCAGAGUCGUCCUGAGGAGGUUCUCAGGAGCUCAAUAGAAGAAUUAUUCAAUGUUUUCAGCUCGAAGCAGAGGCCACGAAUCGGGCUUGCGUCUUGGCUUCUCAAGCCAACUGCCCACUUUACGUGGUGCAUGUGAUGUCGAAGGGAGCCGCCGCUGCCAUUUCUUACCAUCGGAAGAAAGGUUCGAGCUUUUAGGUCAUCUGAGCUCAAAUGAGCAAGACUUUUAGGAUCAAUCGUGUUCGGCGAGCCGAUCGCAGCAAGUCUUGGCACGGACGGAAGCCACUACUACAACCCAGACUGGCUUCAUGCCGCUCGCUACAUCAUGUCGCCGCCUCUGAGCCGUGACCCAACCACGCCAGUAUCACUGAUGAAUCUGCUUGCGGCGUGAGUUGGCUUGAGCCAGUCGUAUCGAUGAAAUGUCUCAACUUGAGUAGGGUGGUCUCGUUUCCUAUAGUCAAUGUAUCCCGACUUGAAAGGCGAGGGAGGCGGGCAAAAGGGCGGGACGCGUAGCGUGUGCAUACACGGUUCUUGGCACCAGUUCAAUUCAACCGCCAGCGACUAUCUGUAAAGCUCGUUCAUCGCUCUUUGCAUUCCUUUUUUUAAAUUAUUUAUUGAUUUUAUUCAUGUAUUAUGCAUUAAAAAUAGUUUAACAUAUAAAGAAAGAGCGGUGACCGAGCUUUUUGAAUAGUCGAUGCGCUUGAAUUGAACUCGUGCCAAGAACCGCGUACGCACACGCAACGCGUUCCGCCCCCUGCCCCGCCUCCCUCGCCUUUCAAGCCGGGAAACAUUGACUAUAUAAGUAAUCAAAGUCUUAGGAAUAGCCCUUUCAAGUGUUUUUCAUAUUGAGCUCACUGCUGAAGCUUCAAACAGAGUACCAAGCCUCAAAAGAACUUCAAAAUGUUCGAAUUGUAGAUGGUGGUUGUUAACAUCUCAAGGUGUACAUCGAAUCACCUCGUGAUUCUGAAGCAGUUUUUAAGAUGUGUGCUAGAAGCCUCAAACUUGGAUAACGUUUGAGAUUUUCUUUCCAGGGGCGAGCUGCACCUCACAGCCACGGACAACUGCACCUUCGAUUGCAAGCAGAAGUCCCUUGGAAGGUACUCAAAAAAGCCAAAAGUCAAGCUCAAGGACUCUUACGAUUUUCAGACACGACUUUACAAAAAUCCCCAACGGUGUGAACGGCGUCGAGGACCGAAUGUCGGUGGUUUGGGAGCGCGGCGUCCACAGCGGAAUUAUUGAUCCGAUGCGUUUUGUUCAAAUCACGAGGUUCCCUUUGAAUCCUUGCAAGGAAUCUGAAGAUGAAGUUCAGCUCGACAGCAGCCAAAAUCUUCAACAUCUACCCGAAGAAGGGCCGAAUCGCCGUCGGUUCUGACGCCGACAUUGUCGUCUGGAAUCCCAAAGCCAGCCGGGUCAUCUCCAAGGACACACAUCAUCAUGUUUGCGUUUUAUUGGUGCAAUUAUGAAUCUUAUUUAUCCUCAGAACGUGGACUUUAACAUCUUCGAAGGGAUGUCGGUCCACGGGGUUCCUGAGGUGACGAUAGUCCGCGGGAAGGUGGCUUGGGCCAACGGAAAGCUCAACACUCAGCCUGGGUCUGGCCGAUUUGUCGAGUUGCCGCCGGAUUCGCCGUUCGUAUUUUCGGCUAUCGCCAACCGCGGCAAGGUACGGAACUAUCGAAGGAUUCUGGAUUUUUUGAGGAUUGUUGGAAUACUCUUUGCCCAAUAAUUUUGUUUUGAAGGGACAGUGAAAAAAAGUUUGAGAACUUGUUGAAAUUUGGCUGAGAUUUACUCUGAAGCCUCAUGGUUCUACUCCAAUCAGGCGAUUUCUAAGAAGGUGUUCGGAAGGUACUGGGAAGGCGUUGGGAAAAUCUCCUCAUGGCUCCUUGGAAGGCGUUUGGAAGGUUCCAGCAAGAGGUCAAACGCCUUCCGAAUAGUUUCCCAACGCCUUCUACUUACCUUCCAGAAGCCUGCUGAAAGCCUUCCGGCAAGUUGCCCGAAAUUUUAAACUUUUUACCUUCUAAGGACCUUCCAACUACCUUCUGCACACCUUCCGAAGGCUUUCACAAGACUUUCUAGCUUCCAUUCACCUUCCCACCUUUUUCCAAUUAUCUUCUUCACCUUCCCAGCCCCUUUAGCUUGAGGAAUUAGCUUGAGGCAGAACUUUUUGAAGCCUUUUGCUUUCUUGGAAAGUUAUGAAGCCUCAAAGUUAGUACGUUACUUUCGAAAUAGAAAAAUCGACGAUUUUUGGCGCUUUUAAGGCGAAAAAUAUAGAUUUAAAGGGAGUCUCAAAUAAAUCUCGAUGAAUGAAGAUGAGAAAGUCUUCAGGUUCACAUCUCAAAAUCACUAAAAAUGAUUUUUCAAAGACGAGAACUAUGAUAGAACUUUAUCAAGACCUCCAAAGGGUGUUUUGACAAAUUCUCGGAAAAAUCCAAAACCUAAAUGUCUACCUAAUGGUGUUUAUUUUGUUUUUUGAUGUUUUGUGUUCUGUUCAGAAAGCAACAGCAGUCGUCCGGUCCUAAUAAUUGUGGACGUCUUCUUCCUGGACUUUGAUAAUAAAUGUGUAUGUCUGUGUGUAGUUGUGCUGUUCUCAUUUUGUAUUGAUGAUAUUUUUCCGGACUUUCGCGAAGAAAAAAUGCAAAGCUACAAGCUUUCAAUGUUUCUAACGGGGGAUUUUCAGAUGCUCCAUAUUCUUCUGGUUGAAUCAGAAAAGUCAAAGAAGGGAAUAAUCAUAAAAUCCAAAAAAAAAACACGUCUAAAAGCAAAGUGAUCAGAAAAAAAAUCCCUAAAAGUUCCAAAAAUGCUUAAAAUACCUCUUCCCAAAAAUUUCAUACCAACCAGUGACUUCCAAGAACCUACUUGAAACAAAAUUUAGAACCUCUUAUUUUUCUUGACUCGAUAAAAAGUUCAAACGGUGUUCCCACUCUUCUAUUUUGUCCCAAUAUGUCCCAUAUUUCUGUUUUCCUCCUUCCUAGCAGUAGAAAAUCCCGAAAAUUUCCAGUCAAACGCUCCAAUCGCCGUCAAAAGAGAAGAUCCAGAGGCCACCGAGAAAAUCGUCACACCGCCCCAACAACGCGAAAAAAUCCCGCCGGGCGGAAUCAGUUCAAUCCAAUUUUGA